Messenger RNA from Lepisosteus oculatus (spotted gar), 3619 nucleotides. RefSeq names its product glucan (1,4-alpha-), branching enzyme 1a (gene gbe1a). NCBI's taxonomy places the organism in Eukaryota, Metazoa, Chordata, Actinopteri, Semionotiformes, Lepisosteidae. Gene Ontology annotation, cellular component: cytoplasm. Gene Ontology annotation, biological process: glycogen biosynthetic process. The record is from RefSeq and is a predicted model, not a curated record. Gene Ontology annotation, molecular function: hydrolase activity, hydrolyzing O-glycosyl compounds; cation binding; 1,4-alpha-glucan branching enzyme activity.
GUUCUCAAACACUCACUCAAGUUUAGUAAUAACCGUGAUUAGCUCUUGUCUAAUAACACUUUUAAGUGACCCUUAAUCUUGUUUCACGUACAGUACUUCUAGUUAUUAGUUUCAUUUCUGUGACAUGACCUUACUCGAUCUGACCAUUUUCACAAGGCUCUGUCUUCGUCUUUUCCCCUUAAUUCAUUUAAAGGCAUACCACUUACUGAAUGAUUUAACAACGCUUUUUAUUGUAGACAGAACCACGUGGAACGCAUCUCUAGUAUUGGCUUAGCGUUUGAAGUUGACUCUGAUUCGCUGCUAUCGGAUUUCUUUACAUUAGCUGACAAAGGCUGCAUCUCCGUUUGUGGUUGAGCAUUUGUUGCAUCUCCUCUGUGAGCUUCGGAGCUCGAUUACUCUGGUCUCCUGUAAAGAUGGCUGACAGCAUGGAUAAAGUUACAGUUCCUGAGCUGACCAACCUUCUUCAAAUGGAUCCCUAUCUUAAACCAUUUGAAAAGGACUUCAAGAGGAGGUAUGGCCUGUUUGAAAAAACUCUGGCCAUGCUCGAAGAGGCCGAAGGUGGCUACGAACAAUUCACACGCAGCUAUAUGUCCUUCGGAGUUAACAGACAGCCAGACGGCGGUCUGUAUUUCAAGGAGUGGGUUCCUGCAGCUGAAGCAGUGUUUCUAACUGGAGAUUUUAAUGGCUGGAAUAAUUUCUCACACCCUUACACCCAGCGUGAAUAUGGGAAGUGGGACCUCUACAUCCCCCCUAAGGAAGACGGAUCUUCACCUAUCCCUCAUGGAUCCAAGCUAAAGGUGGUGAUACGCAGCAAAAGUGGCGAACUCCUCUUUCGAAUUUCACCCUGGGCAAAGUAUGUGGUGCAAGAAGAGAAGUCUGUGAUAUAUGAUUGGGUGCACUGGGAGCCACCACAGCCUUACAAGCACAGGUAUCCUCGCCCCCCAAAGCCACGUAGCUUACGGAUUUACGAGUCUCAUGUGGGCAUAGCUUCCCCUGAAGGAAAAAUUGCAUCUUACAGCAAUUUCACUCACAAUGUUCUUCCCAGAAUAAAGGACCUUGGAUACAACUGUAUUCAAAUGAUGGCUAUAAUGGAACAUGCAUAUUAUGCCAGCUUUGGUUACCAAAUCACAAGUUUCUUUGCUGCUUCCAGCCGCUAUGGCAAUCCUGAGGAGCUGAAAGAGCUGGUCGAUGCUGCGCACUCGAUGGGAAUCAUCGUCCUACUUGAUGUAGUCCACAGCCAUGCUUCCAAAAACACAGAGGAUGGUUUAAACAGCUUUGAUGGCACAGAUUCUUGCUUUUUCCACUCUGGAUCCCGGGGAGAACACAGCCUUUGGGACAGCAGGCUCUUCAACUAUUCAAGCUGGGAAGUCCUGAGGUUUCUGCUGUCAAACCUGCGCUGGUGGAUGGAGGAGUACAAAUUUGAUGGCUUUAGAUUUGAUGGUGUGACUUCCAUGCUCUAUCAUCACCAUGGCAUUGGUUCGGGCUUUUCAGGAGACUACAAUGAGUAUUUCGGCCUCCAGAUUGAUGAAGAUUCCCUGGUGUAUCUCAUGGUGUCCAACUACAUCCUUCACACCCUUUAUCCUGACUGCAUUACCAUUGCAGAGGAUGUGUCUGGGAUGCCCGCUCUGUGCCGUCCUGUGACUGAAGGAGGAGGAGGCUUUGAUUAUCGCCUUGCCAUGGCCAUCCCAGAUAAGUGGAUUCAGAUACUCAAAGAGUACAAGGAUGAAGACUGGAAUAUGGGCAAUAUAAUUUACACAUUGACAAACAGGAGAUACGCAGAGAAAUGCAUUGCGUAUGCAGAAAGCCACGACCAGGCACUUGUUGGUGACAAGACCUUGGCUUUCUGGUUGAUGGAUGCUGAAAUGUACACCAACAUGAGCAUCCUGACUCCAUUGACUCAAGUCAUUGACCGUGGAAUUCAGCUUCAUAAGAUGAUCCGUCUCAUCACACACGCCCUUGGUGGAGAGGGCUACCUUAACUUCAUGGGUAAUGAGUUUGGCCACCCAGAAUGGCUGGACUUCCCAAGGAAAGGAAACAAUGAGAGCUACCACUAUGCCAGGAGGCAGUUUAACUUGAUCGAUAUCGAUCACCUGCGAUACAAGAUGUUGUACGCCUUUGACAGGGACAUGAACAGAACUGAGGACAAGUUUGGCUGGCUCGCUGCCCCUCCUGCCUUUGUGAGCACAAAGCACGAGGGAGACAAGAUCAUUGCUUUCGAGAGAGGAAACGUUCUCUUCAUUUUUAACUUCCAUCCAUCCAAUAGCUACACGGACUACAGAGUGGGAGUAGAGCUGCCUGGGAAGUAUAAAAUUAAAUUGGAUUCUGACAUGGCUCAAUAUGGUGGACACCAGCGGCUUGACCACAACACGGACUUCCUUACCGAACCUGUUCCAUUCAACAACCGUCAAAACUCAUUGCUGGUGUACAUUCCAUGCAGAACAGCAAUCGUCUUGGCCAAUGAAGACAUUUCCUACUGACAGCUGAGCAACCAUGAAGAACAAGGAUCCAGGACAUAGAAGUUAAGACAUAUAAAUGUUACAUAGAUUCUUUCAUUUUAGACAAAUUAGACUAGGUGCAGAAUAAAUAAUAGUGUACAUUUAUAGGUUUCAUGUGAUUUUGAGUCAUUCUGUUGUGAGCUUCAGAUUAUAGUGCAGAAAUCUGGCACUGACAUAUUUAAGCAACAGUCUAUCUCCCUAAAUUAAUUAAAUUUACACUUAUAAAUCUGUUCAGCACAAUCUUGCUCAUGGCACAACUGUGAAAGCCUUUUAGUGUUAAAGAUUAGUGAACUCAUUACUUGAAACAUGCAAGUAUUUUGUCAAAAGAAUGUUUUGUUCUUUCUUACAUUAACAUAAACCUAAACUCUAAACAAUCCCCUGACUAUAGCAGUAGUGUAAAAUAUCAACAUACAAUGACCAUUAAAUUAUUGACUAGUUUAAUAUGUUUUCACUUUUACAAAUGUUAGAUCAUAUCAAAACUAAAGGGAAUCUUCAGUGCCAGAAAAUGUGUAUUUAUCAGUCUCUGCGUAUUGUGUUUUUGUUGUGAUGUUUAAUUCAUGAUUCUUACCGCCACAUUGUACUAAAAUGAAAAACUGCUAGAAAGGCAACUCCCUAAAAUCCUAAGAAGUUAAGACAUGAAGGUUUUAAGACUUAAUAAACAGGGUGAUCCCUCAGAGAUUAAUUGCUGAAAUGUAGUAUUGAAGAUAAACAUUAUCUAUAAACUUUAGUAGUUAACUCAUAUUAAUCAAGUCUCCAAUACCUCAUAUUAUCAUACCGAUUCACUUAAUAAAAAAUGUUAUACUCAAGUAGCAAGUCUUCCAACUGCAGAGAAUACAUCCCAGUAACUAGCAGUAAUUUCCAUGAUCAUUUCAGCAUUUCUGGAUUAUAUCUGACCCAAUUGCUGUGAGUCUUUUGGCACAGCAUCACAUACUGUAGUAGGAACAGAUGGCUAAAAAAACAAAUAGUCCUAUUAAAUUAACUCUUACAAUGAUGUAACAUUAUAAAAACCUUUAUUGAUUUUUCACAGAAGGAGAGUGAAUCGCUAGUGCAAGAAAAUCAAGGCUAAAUUAUACAUUCACAUCUUGUUAGAAUAAAGUUAUGCCCUCUAAUAAAACCCAACUCCU